Molecule: messenger RNA, 1363 nt
Organism: Prorocentrum cordatum
Lineage: Eukaryota; Dinophyceae; Prorocentrales; Prorocentraceae
Source: the annotation of a GenBank genome assembly
CCUCGAACUCUGUGUGGGACCGAGCUUCCCGAGCUCUGAGUACCUCGGCGCCCUCUCAUGGCCCGCUCGCGUGCCCAAGACGAUGGGGCCCUGGCGAUCCUCGCGUCCAGCUGUCAGCGGGCCCUGGAUCUCUUCGCCACGCAGCAGGCGUGGCGCGUCACCACCGUACGCAACGGCUUGAUGUUCGCUCGCCAGCGGGCCGCCCCUCGUCGCCUGGACAAGCGGGUGGUCAAGCAGCUGGCGGACUUAAAUCACGCGUGCAACGGUGUGCGCUACCUCACCAAGUUCCACGCCGACAUUGUCCUGGACAUCCUGGAGCGCGAGCUGCGGAGGCUUCCGGGUGCCGACCUGUCCAGAAAGAAUGUGCAGGGCGGUGACGAUGUUCGUCGUCAUGGCGACCAUCACGGAGUUGCUGACUAUCUUCAAUGAUCCCAUGUUGGAGCCCAAUGUUUUUUGUUUUGGGGGGAAGGCCACGCCUGGAAACCAAGCGCAGGUCAAACAAUGUGGUACGCAAGUAGCUGGCUAAGCAGAGGAGAAGGAGAAGGAAGAAGAGGAGGACGAGGAUCACCACACCUCCUGAUCAGCGGGGGGCAGAAGGACUCAUGCGGCGUGUCAGGCAGAUUGCCUCCUGGUCCCAAGAUGCGCCGAGCAACGGCACGUUGCAAAGCCAGUCCAAAAAAUGCUCCACCGCCGAUGUUGCAAGCCUAAUGUAGCACCGCUUCGAAUUCGCCCGUAGAAGUCCCGACUUCGUUCGUUUGCCAAGAUCGGCACGAGAGCGGCACUUUUGUCGCCCCAGCGGCCGUACACUUCAACACCCAAGCAAUAACCAUCCUGAAGCAAACCGUCCCAUUGAUGAGUACACGCGUGCUUUGCCAACAGAUGCCGUAUUAUUGGGCCGUUUUUUCCAGAUGGUAUGAACCAUGAUAUUGCCACUCAUGUUGCCAUUCCUUUAAAUUGAUACGAGUUGGGUCCAGAGUCGGAGGUCGUUGUACAGCGGCAGUGUUGGUCAACGUAGGGCGCUCAGUCCAACCAGCCUCAUCGCAGCAUCUGCCUCCCAGUUCGGCUGCAAUGAGACAUCGUGGUGCAGCACUAGGAACUAGGUCUGGAGUGGUUUGAACUACAUGUAAGUAGAGCGGCGCGCUGCGUCCCAGUGCGGGGAAUUUGGCGAUCAUCUCCGGUAAUUUGUCGGCCCAGCUAGCCAAUACGCUGCAUGGGACGUGCGCCCCGAGCCCCGGAAGCCCAUCCCUGCCAGCCGAAAUGACCAUCUCGCUUGAGCAAUCCACGUGGCGUAGGAAACCCCAUACAAUUUGCUGUCCCAAUCUGCUUCUGUUGGUAUCGUGAAGAUCCGGCGGAAUACGUUGAG